Messenger RNA from Entelurus aequoreus (snake pipefish), 1324 nucleotides. RefSeq names its product paraneoplastic antigen Ma6E-like. The transcript has 4 exons. Lineage: Eukaryota; Metazoa; Chordata; Actinopteri; Syngnathiformes; Syngnathidae. The record is from RefSeq and is a predicted model, not a curated record. The coding region runs from base 166 to 1251 and encodes 361 amino acids.
UCAACGCCGUCGUUAUUUCCUGAGGACAAUAAUGCCGCACACCUGUGUCCAAUCAGGCCAGGUGCUCCCGCACACCUGUGUCCAGUCAGGCCAGGUGCUCCCGCACACCUGUGUCCAAUCAGGUGAGGCCUUAAAAGGAGUGGUGAGGCAGCAGCUGCUGUGAGGAUGAGGAGCAACAUGAGGUCACGGGUGUUGCUGCUGCUGCUGCUGCUGAAACAUGUCACAGCGUCUGACAGCCGCAGGACGUCUGAGCGUCUUGCAGGUCUCCGAGGUUCUCCUCGGUCUGGACCUCCUGCAGCUCACCUCGGUUCUGGGCACCCUGCUGGUGUCUUCCAGGACCUGCAGUCUGCUCUGGACGCUGGAGGUCCUCGUCAGUCCUCUGGUGGCCGUGUAGGUGGUUACCUUCCUGCAGGACCUUUGCCCUAUGAGGCUCAAGCAGGAAGUGCCUCUUUAUAUGGCGGUGCAGGAAGUACCCCCUUAUAUGGUCGAUCAGGAAGUUUACCCUAUGAAGGUCGUGCAGGAAGUGCCCCCCCAUAUGGUGGUGCAGGGAGUUCACCCUUAUAUGGUCGAGCAGGAAGUCUUCCCUAUAAAAGCCAAGCAGAAAGUGUGCCCUUAUAUGGUCGAGCAGAAAGUGCACCCUUAUAUGGUCGAGCAGGAAGUCUUCCCUAUAGAAGCCAAGCAGAAAGUGCGCCCUUAUAUGGUCGAGCAGGAAGUCUUCCCUAUAGAAGCCAAGCAGAAAGUGCGCCCUUAUAUGGUCGAGCAGGAAGUCUUCCCUAUAGAAGCCAAGCAGAAAGUGCGCCCUUAUAUGGUCGAGCAGGCAAUUUACCCUAUGAAAGACAAGCAGGAAGUGCACCCUCAUAUGGUCAAGCAGGAAGUGCUCCCUUAUAUGGUGGAUCAGGAAGUUCUGACUAUGAAAGACAAGCAGGAAGUGUUCCCUUAUAUGGUCGUGCUGCAGCACAGCUGCCCCCAAAGGCCAGCUUGGCCCCGCAGCAGCACCAGCGAGGACCCAGGUUGGGCGCCGAGUCGUCCCCUCCACGCCAACAGGAAGCGGUGGUGGUUUCCAGCGGCGGGAUCCAGAUGGUCGCCACUGAGCCGGCGCCACCCGGGCACAGAGCCGAGCCGCUGCAGAACUCGGAGCGAGUGCCGCCAGCAGGGUGGCCCUCCAGGUACCGGGCCAGACCACUUGGGGAGUCCACAUCCGCAGAGGCGUGGAAGAGGUCCGGGAAAGUCCGGGGCUCCUGGUUGUCAUAGCGACACCUGCCAGGUGACUUUGGUCUCAAGUCUUCACCUUUUUUUUAAAAGCUCAAAUAAAAGAUUCAGAUUA